AUAAAACAAAAUGAACACACUCUUGUAUAGAGAGCAAGGUCUAACAAUUGAUUCGUUCAACAAAAAAAUCAAAUGAAAGCGUAGAUUAUAUUGGAAAAACGAUGAAAAGAAAGCUUGUGGUGCUUCUCUCUUUUCUGGUCAUUAUUUUCUUGGUUGAAGCUAAGAUUGUUAAAGCAGAGACUACGAAAAGAAGCAAACAUUUCGUGCUAGUCCAUGGGUCUUGCCAUGGAGGUUGGUCAUGGUACAAACUGGUGAGCCUUAUCAAAUCAUCGGGCCACAGAGUGACGGCGCUGGACUUGGCCAGUUCGGGAGUGGAUCCGUUGCGGGCAAGCGAGGUGGGAUCCAUGUAUGACUACUUGAGGCCAUUGAUGGAUUUCAUGGAAGGUGUUGGUGGGAGUAGUAAAAGAGAGAGCAUUAUUAUGGUGGGUCAUAGCCUGGGAGGACUGGCCAUCUCCAAAGCUAUGGAGGAAUUCCCGUUGAUGAUCGAUGUGGCUAUUUUUGUCACCGCCUUGAUGCCUGGUCCCUCUCUCAAUGUUUCCACUCUCUACCACCAGUCAUUGAAAAGUUCAGAUGCUCAAAUGGACAAUCACUACACAUACGACAAUGGGCCAAACAACCCUCCAACAACUUUCAUUUUCGGGAAAUCGUUUCUAGCAUCAAAAGUAUACCAAAGAAGCCCGUAUGAGGAUUUGGAACUUGCAAUCAUGUUAAUGAGACCAUUACCAUUGUUUAGCGACGAGGACAUGUCCAAAGAGUUAACCUUGAGCGAAGACAGAUAUGGGUCAGUUGAUCGAGUCUAUAUCAUAUCAGAGAAAGAUAAAGUGAUGAAUAAAGAUGUGGAAGCAUGGAUGCUUAUUAACAAUCAACCUAACCAUGUUAUCACAAUCAAUGGCUCAGAUCACAUGGUCAUGAUGUCGAAGCCAAUAAGUCUUUGGAAUCACCUUCAAAACAUUACAAACAAGUACAACUGAUUAGAAAACUCAACAACUAUUGUGAGCUUCAGUUGGUUUUUUUUUUCUUUUAGGAAAAAAUAAUAAAAUUAAGAAUGUUAUCAUCUCCAUUGCAAUAAUAACGAAAAACUGGAAAUCUUUUAUAUGACAGACUUUAUAACCAGAGCUGUCUCUCAAGGUGUUAAACCUAUGACCAAAUUUGAAAUGAAGUUUUUUUCAUUUACAAAAAUUUAAAAUAAAUAUUAUUGGAAAAUUCUAUAAUGCACACCCUUAAAACUUAAAAGUGACCCUUAAAAUCACUCUUUAUUAUUUAAAUUUUGAGACCAUAUCAAUUUUAACUUUUUUAUUUUCAUAUAACAAA
Molecule: messenger RNA, 1311 nt
Organism: Cannabis sativa
Lineage: Eukaryota; Viridiplantae; Streptophyta; Magnoliopsida; Rosales; Cannabaceae
Product: methyl jasmonate esterase 1
Exons: 3
Coding region: 102-971 (289 amino acids)
Biological process (GO): salicylic acid metabolic process; jasmonic acid metabolic process
Molecular function (GO): methyl indole-3-acetate esterase activity; methyl jasmonate esterase activity; methyl salicylate esterase activity
Source: RefSeq, a predicted model, not a curated record